GUGCGCACAUAAUCAUUGGAGCAAUAAAGAGUAGCGAAAGUACUGGUGUCCCCCAAAUGAUAAUCUGUAUCAACUAAACUUAUGCAACAGCCCGGCGUCGGUCGGCGCAGUGCUCACCACGCACCCGCCUGCAGCACUCCACUCGAAACAAUUCAUCAACACACCAAUAUAAAGUGCCAUUACUAUAGUGAUCGAAUGUGAUAAUUGCCUCUAAGUUUUAGACGUGUUUUAAAAAGACAAAAUGAGCUAUAUACGAAUUCUAUCAACGGCCGUGCUUAUAGUGGGAUUAUUAGAAUCGGUUGAGGGCCAGUCACUAGCCUGUCCAGCGGUCCGCACGAGCAGCGGCUGGUUGGAUUUGUUCCCUCUGCCUUGCAAGAAGCAUGCCGAGUGCCGAAACGUUAUGGGCAAGCAGCAUCUCUGCUGCAAAGGCUUCUGCACCAAGGGCAUAACCGUGCAGCAACGAACCAACGAGCAGACCGUUAGCGUAGACGCCAGUAGCACAAGCACCAGCACAAGCACAAGCACAAGCACAAGCACCAGCACCACUACUUCAACCACCACUACCACUACAACUCCGAGUCCGACUACCAGUUCGACGACUACGACCACGACCACGACAACGACCACGCCGCGCCCGACUACGACUACGACGCAGCCUUCGCUACCCUUCCUCCAGCUGUUGCCAAUCCAGAAUCCGCUGGCAGCCACCGCCAAGAAGUCUGGCAAGACAAGCUCUGACAUAAUAGCUGACGUAACUUAUUCACAUACACGCAACUCUGCGACCGGGUACGAGUAUAAUACGGAUUACUCGAGUGCAGACGCAGGCAAGGGGCAGAAGCUGGUUUGCCCGAAGGGACAGACACCACUGCUGCUGUUCCCCAUCCCGUGCGAGAACAGCGCGCAGUGCCAGGCGAGCGUCGGGGCUGACCAAGUGUGCUGCAACAAGCUCUGCGUGAAGGGUGUGUCGCCGCCACGACCCAAGCCUUCACCGAAGAAUCAUCAACCUCUCCUAGGGGUGAUACCUCGCGAAUGCCCAGCCGCUCCUUUAGGAGAGCUGCUAUUCGAAGUGCAGUCGUGCAAGAGCGACGCGGACUGCUGGCCGCGAGUGUGCUGCCCGGACGGCACCCGCUCCUACUGCCGCACGGCGCGCGCGCGACUCGACCUUGUGCCUGGCGCCAGCCAAAUCAAUGGACCCGUAAGAAUGUUGGAGCAGUAUCUGCAAUGCACUGCGCCUCCCAAGCACGACCUGUUCCCGCAGCGCUGCAGCUCGAGCGUGGACUGCUUCCCGAACCUGUGCUGCGCAGAAGGCGGCAAGAAGCAUUGUCGCCCACCGCAGCGAAGUCUGCUCGCACUCCUAGCUGGUGUAACUCAGCGAGUUGGAUCUACUCUGGGAAGUUUACGCUUUGGAGCAGCUAAUAAUAAUAAAGUAUAAUAAGUAACUAAUUCAUGGCCGGAUUUAAGGCAGGGCAGGCGGGGCUGCGGCCCAAAGAAAAAAAAUAACACUCAAACCCAGGGCCGGACCGUGAGUUUAGGGUGGCCUGGGAUAAAAGUACUUAGGGCACCUAAUUACUCAAAGUAUAAAAAAAAUGAGACAGUAAAGUAUUUAAUUUAAAUUAUAUUAUACAAUCAUUAAUAAAUGGACAAAUUACAAAGAAACCUUUCUACAAAGUGCAAAAAUGGCAAAUUCUUUAAUUUGCUCCUCCCAUUAUAGGGGUAAUAUAAAUGGAGUUAUAUUCAACAAUGCAUUUUUAGGGCCCCUUGAAUCCACUGGGCCCUGGGCUGAAGACCAAAAAGCCAUAUAGUAAAUCCGGCCCUGCUCAAACCCGGCCCUGAACUAAUUUAACGAUGAGUUUUAAGGUGAAAUGCAAUUUUUUUUUAAUUGAAUUUAACAUCUUAGUAGAAUUUAAAGAGUAAGCUCUUUAAAUUCUACUAAGAUCCCCUACUUUGUAACGGGUGUAUGUACAUCAGACCAGUUGCGCAACCAUCUCCUACCGGCACGUUAACUUUAUUGACCGACAUUAUUGUUCUUGAGUAAAAUCUUUCCGGGUGAGGGCGGCUACGUAAAACAAAUAGGUAUACCUACCUACUCUUCCUAAAAAUAGUCUUUUCUUGGAUCUUUAAAUUCAGAGCAGUCAUCUGCUCUGAAUUUGCUAGCUGACGUCAGCUCAGCACUGCCACCAAUCUACUCUAAUGCAUUCAUUCAUUCAGUCAGUACCCAGUACAAAAUAAAUAAACAUUUUAUUGGAGCUAAGCGGUGGCGCUGCUGGGCCUGGUGCCGUGAUGGUAAGGUAAUAGGUUCCCUAUCAACAUAAUUGCCAAAAGUGAGAACGACAUUUUUCUAAUCUAGGUAAAGGAUGAGCCAUGCAUAUUUAUCCAGUGCUGUGCAUCAUACACGCAGAGUAAUCCUGCAUGUGGUCAUCUUCGACUGAUAUAAUUCGUGAUGGUGUUUUUUGGAAUAGGUAUUUUAUUUUUUAUCAAAUAAUGAAAAGUAUGUAUUACUAUGGGCUAUACCUAUGUAAAGGGCAGAUUUGCAACUCUCGGAUUUAACUUAUCUGCUAAAUAAAUUAUUGUUAUUAACCAAUGAAAAUACCUACAUUAAAGCUUAACAAUGGUUUGUUAAUACUUUCGAAGUGAGAAAUAAUAUCGCUUCAUCAUAUUAUUAUUACAACACGUACAAGAUGUCGUCAACAUGCAAAAUUAAUAUACAUAUUAAAUUAAAUAAACUCUUAGUUUAGUUCGUAAUAAAAUAUCAGACGAAUACAUUUUAUCCCAGCGUUAGAAAUCAGCCCUUAGAAUGAUAAAUUUAUAACUAGGUACGGUGCGACCAUGGAAUAAUUAUUAAUCGCAGAUUGCAAAUAUAAGGUGAUCGUAUUUAUGCCCGCACCGAAUUUAUUAGUAUUAUGCCGCCUCAUUAAUUCGUUGUAUGCAAUCAAGAAACCUUAAACCACAAAAAUAAAUUAAGAUUAAUUUCUGUGCCUCGCACCCUUCCAUCAGCACCGUACGAGCCACAUUUCGUAGUCUUUAGGGAAAUGCGGCGCGUACGCUGCGGCCAUUAUUGCGACCACCUUUUUCAACCAGUUCCACCACGAGUCCAACGAUGUGAGGUCAUGUUGUUAUCUAUAUGAGAUUUAAUUUUUCUUUUACUUUGAAGGGGAAUCCAGAGAAACCGAUAGAGAUAAUGUCACACGGUUAGACAAGAAGAUUUCGUCAGAUAUUCUGAGGUGUAUUAUAUACUUUUUAUUAGUGACUACAUGAAUUGUUGAUUUUGAAUGUUUUAUACUUUUGUACAGUAAACUAUUGACUUACAAAACUUUGUUGCAUUUUAUUUUUGUCGUCUUCUACACCUUAUUCUGUCAACUAGUUACUUCUCUUUCUCAUGUCCAAUAUUGGUGGUAAGUAUAUAACUUAGUCAAUUUCGAAAAAAGCAAUUCUGUUAAAUUGUUUUGAAAAUUUAUCUGGUUGUUAUUUACAGUAAAGCUCCUUAUUCGCGGGGGAUAUGUUUCAGAAAUAUGCCGCGAAUACAGAAUGGUAAUUUAUGGGAUACGGCUAAAAAACUAUUUUUAAUAAUUAAUCAAUUUAAGUUUUUAACAAUAUUGAUUAAUUAUUAUAAUAAAUAAAUAUUUCCAACACACACCAAUUAGCCUAGCCCCAA
Messenger RNA from Chilo suppressalis (striped riceborer), 3652 nucleotides. The record is from the annotation of a GenBank genome assembly. Lineage: Eukaryota; Metazoa; Arthropoda; Insecta; Lepidoptera; Crambidae.